Molecule: messenger RNA, 793 nt
Organism: Rhipicephalus sanguineus (brown dog tick)
Lineage: Eukaryota; Metazoa; Arthropoda; Arachnida; Ixodida; Ixodidae
Exons: 10
Coding region: 58-768 (236 amino acids)
Source: RefSeq, a predicted model, not a curated record
CAGAUAACGCCCUGGUAACGUGUAAGUGACGCAGUCACCAAGCGAAAAGAGUCAACCAUGAGUUGUACCAAGGUUAUGGCCGCCGUUCUGGUCGUGGCCAUCGCAGCGUCGGGAGCCGCUGCCUCAGCGCCUUCGUGCAUCAACAUCACACUCACUAACAUACUGGGCAUCGGCAACUGUAUCGGCAGUUCUACAAACUUCUGUGGCAGCAGCAAUGCAAGUGCCUCGGCCCAAGCCAUCGCUACAAUAACGAGAUGCGCCAUCCAGGGAAUCGUCGCCAAUGGUUCGCCUCAAGGAAUCAUCGAUACUCUGCUGCCCCUGCUUGUGAUAACAGUGAGCCGCUACGUUCCAGGUGGUGCCAACCUAGGUAGCCUCCUCAACACGGGCGGUUUAGGAGGACUCGGCAUGGGCUCCCUCGUCAGGAACGACUCCUGCAAUGGCUCGAUCAACAUCGCCCUGUCUGCCAUGGGCGGCAACCUGAGCAGUUGCACCGGUGACAUACUGAUGACGUGCACGGCUGGAUCACCGACCACGACAAGCAUGAUCCAGUCUGACUUCCAAGCCAUUGCCUGCCUGCUUCGUCAACUUCCGGCAAGCCAGUUUGCAACAGCCGCCCAGAGCUUCGUCUGCCCGCUGUUGCAAGCGGUCAGCUCUGCCGGGUCAAGCAACAUAUUUCUUCAACUGGCUCUGAUUGGCAUUCGGACGUCGCUACAGACAGCACUCGGUAUCCAAUGUUCUUCUCUUCCAAGCCUGCCUACUUUUGGAUAAAAGCUGGAUUCAGAGACAACGAACA